Messenger RNA from Serpula lacrymans var. lacrymans S7.9, 996 nucleotides. RefSeq lists its product as uncharacterized. The coding region runs from base 1 to 996 and encodes 331 amino acids. Gene Ontology annotation, molecular function: zinc ion binding; nucleic acid binding. The record is from RefSeq and is a predicted model, not a curated record. Lineage: Eukaryota; Fungi; Basidiomycota; Agaricomycetes; Boletales; Serpulaceae. The transcript is spliced from 2 exons.
AUGUUGUUGCAAAACCAACCUGACGUCAACACUCUGUUGCACAACAUGCGUGCACAGAUCUUGGCGUUAACUACGCAACUUGCCAAGAUGCAGGCACACCCCCCUGCAGCAACCCCCUUGGAGAAAGAUCACAAUUUGCCGAAUGGUGGAUCAAGCUCCAGAUUUGGAUCAAGGCAAACUGGGACAUUUUUGCUGACGACUGAUUUUGAGGUAGCCACUGCGGUACUAUCUCGACUAAAAGGACCCGUGGUGGGUCGAUAUGCCCAAGUUAGAAUGCAGGAGUGCUACACCCUUGGAGUGUGGCCUACCUGGGAUGAUCUCAAAGUCGAGACCAAAAAAUACUUCAAACCCCAAGCUGAGCGUGACUGGGCGCGUCAGCAGAUCCGUUUCUUCAAACAAGGAAAUAUGAGGACAGAUGAUUUCGUAACCCAGUUCCUGGCCCUCUCUAUCCAAGGGGGCUUAGGUAAUGAACACGCAGUAGAACUGUUGGAACACAAUGUGAACCCCCACAUUGCAGAGCAACUCUAUCUGCAGGAUAUGAGAAGUGACAACCUCUCCCAAGCAGCGGAGGAGGUUCAUAAAAUAGGUAGGGCCAUAGAGCUCUACAAAAUGCAUCAAGGUGGUGGGCCCACCACUAAAAACAACUAUUCCCAGAGGAGCCCUGGGUCAACAAACCAAAAACAUAAUCACUCUCAUGGGUUGCAACCAGGACGGGGUGCUCCCAUGGAUAUCGGUGCGGUCCAGGGUGGACAAAAGCGCAGAUUCACCUGCUUCAGCUGUGGGCAGGAGGGACACAUGGCCCGGGAUUGUACAAACGGAGCGCGGGCUGCUCACCAAAAAAAUUACCAAGGGCGCCAGAUGCGCCAAUUAGAAACAGAAAAACUGGAUGAUUGGCUCCAGACUCUGGCCGGUCGUUCAUACGACGAAAUCAGAGCUUUCUUCUAUGACCAACAGGUCAAUGAAAUGAAAGCUCAGGGAAAAGAGUUCAGAGCUUAG